Molecule: messenger RNA, 1539 nt
Organism: Aspergillus glaucus CBS 516.65
Lineage: Eukaryota; Fungi; Ascomycota; Eurotiomycetes; Eurotiales; Aspergillaceae
Product: allantoate permease family MFS transporter
Exons: 6
Coding region: 1-1539 (512 amino acids)
Biological process (GO): transmembrane transport
Cellular component (GO): membrane
Molecular function (GO): transmembrane transporter activity
Source: RefSeq, a predicted model, not a curated record
AUGUCUAAAGCUGAAGACAAUGUGUCCAGGGUGUCGGACCCGGAGAAGGAGGUUCGGCCUGGGGAUGGUCAUGAAGAACCCAAAUUGGAUCGGUUUGAGGAUCCGGAUGAGGGUGUGAGUGAGGAGGAGCGGGCUAAGAGGGACCGCAAGUUGCUGUGGAAGCUCGAUCUGCGACUCGUCCCCUGGCUUUGUUUACUCUACCUCGUCGCUUUUCUGGACCGGACAAAUAUCGGAAAUGCCAAGGUCGCUGGUUUGCAGGAGGAUCUCAACAUCACCGAUACCCAGUAUAACAUCGCCUUGACUGUCUUUUUCAUCUCGUACUCUGUUUUCGAGCCCUUGACCAAUGUGCUGCUCAAGCGUUGGGGGCCAAGUAUCUUCAUUCCCGUCAUUGUGAUUCUCUGGGGUAUCUGCAUGACAUGCAUGGGUCUCGUCCAUAACGGCGCAGGUCUCAUGGCCGUUCGCUUCUUCCUUGGUCUCGCAGAGGCAGGUCUCUUCCCCGGAAUCGGAUACUUCCUAUCGUGCUGGUACCGUCGCGACGAGUUUGGAGUGCGAAUGGCUAUUUUCUUCUCCGGUGCUGCACUUGCUGGUUCAUUCGGUGGUCUGCUCGCCGCUGCGAUCGCUCUGAUGGAUGGCGUGGGAGGCAAAGCUGGAUGGUGCUGGAUCUUCAUUCUCGAGGGUCUGGCCACGGUACUGAUCGGUGUCGCUUGUUUCUGGAUGGUCCAGGACUUUCCUGACAAAGCCACGUUUCUCUCGCCUGAUGACAAGAAACGGGUCGUGCGCCGGUUGGCACAGGACAAACAGGCGAGUGCGAUGAAUGAGGACUUUGAUAUGGUGUACUUCUGGUCGAGUAUGAAGGACUGGAAGACGUGGCUUUAUGCCGUGAUCUAUAUGGGCGCGGAUAUGCCAUUGUAUGGGUUUUCGCUAUUCGUCCCGACCAUUAUUGAAGAACUAUUGCACAAUACUGACAACCCAGGAUACACUUCGGUCAAAGCACAACUCCUCAGUGUCCCCCCAUACGCCGCCGCUGCAGUUAUAACCAUCUCAAUUGGUUUCCUCGCGGAUCACACGCGCCAGCGCGGUAUCACCAACAUGGCUGUCUCCGUCAUCGGCAUGGCUGGCUAUGCUUUGCUGAUAGGUGCCGAAGGACCUGGCGCUCGGUAUGCCGGUGUUUUCCUCGCCGCCAUGGGUAUUUACCCAUGUGUUUCGAAUACCAUCGCGUGGUGUAGCAACAACACGGAAGGCGUUUACAAAAGAGGUGUCACGCUGGGUGUCGUCAUCGGCUGGGGAAACCUCAACGGUAUCGUCGCCUCCAACGUUUACCGCGGCGGUGAUGCGCCCCAGUUCUACCCCGGUCACGGUGUGAUGCUUGGAUACCUCGUUGUGUGCUUGUUCGGUGGAUCCCUCAUCCAGUAUAUCUUGCUGAUAGUGGAGAACCGCAAGCGCGAGCAAGGAAAGCGCGAUCAUUGGGUCGAGGGGUUGAGUCCCCAGCAACUCGCGCAGCGGGGUGAUGAGCGGCCGGACUUCAUAUAUACACUGUAG